This is a messenger RNA of Pleuronectes platessa (European plaice), 2035 nucleotides long. Its product is annotated as ras-related protein ORAB-1. Lineage: Eukaryota; Metazoa; Chordata; Actinopteri; Pleuronectiformes; Pleuronectidae. Gene Ontology annotation, molecular function: GTP binding; GTPase activity. The coding region runs from base 158 to 766 and encodes 202 amino acids. The record is from RefSeq and is a predicted model, not a curated record. The transcript is spliced from 6 exons.
GCCAUAUUUGAUUCGAUUAUGCUGUUGUGGCUGCGACAACCAGUUUAACGAGUUCCAGCAGAAACGGUGCUUCUCUCCUCCGGUACGAGGCGGAUCCACUUCCCCGCGACCGACUCCCUCUGCCCCGGUGACGGAUCCGAACCAGCCGAGCUCCACCAUGAACCCCGAGUAUGAUUAUUUAUUCAAACUGCUGCUGAUCGGUGACUCUGGCGUCGGGAAGUCGUGUCUGCUGCUGCGGUUUGCAGAUGACACGUACACAGAAAGCUACAUCAGCACCAUCGGCGUGGACUUCAAGAUCAGGACCAUCGAGCUGGACGGCAAAACCAUCAAGCUUCAGAUCUGGGACACGGCCGGGCAGGAGCGAUUCCGCACCAUCACGUCCAGUUACUACAGAGGAGCUCACGGCAUCAUCGUGGUGUACGACGUAACAGACCAGGAGUCGUUCAACAACGUCAAACAGUGGCUGCAGGAGAUCGACCGCUACGCCAGCGAGAACGUCAACAAGCUGCUGGUCGGUAACAAGUGUGACCUCACCACGAAGAAGGUGGUGGACUACACCACAGCUAAGGAAUUCGCCGACAGCUUGGGAAUCCCCUUCCUGGAGACCAGUGCCAAGAGCGCCACCAACGUGGAGCAAGCCUUCAUGACCAUGGCGGCCGAGAUUAAGAAGAGGAUGGGCCCCGGGGCCACGACCGGCGCCUCUGAGAAAUCCAACGUGAAGAUCCAGAGCAAGCCCGUCAACACCUCGUCCGGCGGCUGCUGCUGAGGCCGGAGGAAACCAAACGCCACCACAUCCGAACCCCAGAGCCCGAGACCAGUGUCCAUGUUACGACGCUCCACAAGACACCCAGAGGGGGAGGGGGGGGGGGGGGGGGGGGGGGACAGGAAGAGGACGAGCUUGUUAUUGUGCUCCGCCCCCAACCUUUCUAAAUCUGCAAUAGGACGAUAACCUGCGCUAGCGUUUCUUCAUCCGACACCAAAUCAAAGUCUAACGUUUUUAACCGUGACAGGAAUUCACUCGUCUUCUUCUUCUCUCACUUUCCUCCGCUCCUCCCUCUCUCCCACCCUCCAAACAUCGAGUCCUCUUGGUUUGACCGCCGCCCGAACACGAGUCGCUGAGCACCUUGAAUGAAGCACAUGCUUAAAAACCAGCAUCACGCAUGUUAGAGCCAAUCACACGCCCCCUGUUGUGUCACCUGCUCCCACGUCCCAUCGUGGCCGUAGACGACAUCGUCAACAUCGUCCACACGCGUGUCCACACGCGUGUCCACAGGCGUGUCCACAUGCGUGACCUCUGAUCGAGCCCAGUUUGUACCAUAGUUAACAUUCCUGUACACACGCAGAACGUGUGCGUGUGCUCUGCUGGGCGUCAUGUGUUAAGCGUGUGCUGCAUUGGGAGACGUGUCGUCGGCCGUGUUGAUUUCUCUGCUCAUGUUUCUCAGCACAACCACAGUAACGAACCUAUAAACUGUAUAUAUUUAUACAUACGUGUAACAUGUGAUCUGCAGAUUGUGUAGGGAAGCGAAUGACAUGAUACCUGAAGCUGAAUUAGUUCCACACGUGAUCGGUGGCUGCGGACAUAACAUUUUUGUGGCACAAUGUCGACUAUUAAAACCAUGAAGGAGAUCUUUGAUAAGUGCUGCUGCUGCCGUGUGGUUUUUUACUUCUUCUUUGUUCAACCUUUGUUUUCACUGAAACGUAAUCUGAGAGGAAUGAUGACCUCUGACCCACAUCGGUCAGAAACCUGCUGGUGGCCUCUUUAUUCCGACCGCGUGUCUUUACCAAGUUCCACUGAAACACUUGUGACCUGCUGCAGGUUUCUAUCUUAGUAAAACGGUUUGGUUUUUAAAAUGCUGCAGUUUAAUCUAAUGAUUUUAAUCCAGACAGAUCCAACCAUUAAACCACGAGCUCAGAGCGUUACCAGUUUAAAACCAACUCCAGGAAACAUGCCACAGGCUGGGAGCUCAGUUCAGUUUUUCUUCCACGUGUGACACAUCUUCUCAAACAGUUUAAUAAAAGAUCUUUGUCUGUGUCA